Diplodia corticola is the source of this 498-nucleotide messenger RNA. RefSeq names its product mitochondrial 54s ribosomal protein 23. NCBI's taxonomy places the organism in Eukaryota, Fungi, Ascomycota, Dothideomycetes, Botryosphaeriales, Botryosphaeriaceae. The transcript has 3 exons. The record is from RefSeq and is a predicted model, not a curated record. Bases 1 to 498 code for a protein of 165 amino acids. Gene Ontology annotation, molecular function: structural constituent of ribosome; mRNA binding. Gene Ontology annotation, biological process: translation; negative regulation of translation. Gene Ontology annotation, cellular component: ribosome; mitochondrial large ribosomal subunit.
AUGUCGCAAACCGUCGGCAAGACCCGCCUCGCCUACUCCCGCGCCUGGCACCACAUCGACGCCUCGUCCGACCCACGCCCCCUCGGGCGUCUCGCCUCCUCCAUCGCACUGGCCCUAAUGGGCAAGCACAAGCCCAUCUUCGACCCGUCGACCGACUGCGGCGACUACGUCGUGGCGACGGGGUGCGCGCAGCUGCACACGACCGGGCAGAAGAUGCAGCGCAAGAAGUACUACCGGCACAACACGCGGCCGGGGUCGCUGCAGGAGAUCACGAUGGAGCGGCUGAUGCGCAAGUGGGGCGGGGGGGAGGUGUUGCUCAGGGCGGUGAGCGGCAUGUUGCCGAAGAAUCGGUUGAGGAAGGUGAGGUUGGCGAGGUUGAAGGUGUUCGAGGGCGCGGCGCAUCCGUACAAGAAGAAUAUCUUGAAACUUGCGGGCCAGGAGGCUUCCUCGAUACGCGAGCUGCCGGAGGUGAAGAAGGCGUUCGAGCAGUCGAGAUAA